Messenger RNA from Aspergillus steynii IBT 23096, 3312 nucleotides. Its product is annotated as leucine--tRNA ligase NAM2. NCBI's taxonomy places the organism in Eukaryota, Fungi, Ascomycota, Eurotiomycetes, Eurotiales, Aspergillaceae. Gene Ontology annotation, cellular component: mitochondrion. Gene Ontology annotation, biological process: leucyl-tRNA aminoacylation; mitochondrial translation. Gene Ontology annotation, molecular function: leucine-tRNA ligase activity; ATP binding; aminoacyl-tRNA deacylase activity. The transcript has 3 exons. The record is from RefSeq and is a predicted model, not a curated record. The coding region runs from base 1 to 2994 and encodes 997 amino acids.
AUGCAAUCCCUUACCCGCCUCCAACUAAACUCGACCCGGACGCUUCUUGCGCCAGCACGACGGGGAUGCGGUUAUCGUCCUUCAUCACUCCAUGCCUUUGCUCGUUUUGCGACGACGAAGUCUCCGGCUCCCGCGGGCACUUCCCUCGGAAAACUCGAUUUACUAGCGAUCGAUAAGAAAUGGCAGGCCAAAUGGCAUUCGAGUGGGCAACAUGCGCCUUCUUCCAAUGCUGCUGGCCAGGCCCACGCCCCCGAUGACCGACCGAAGUCCUAUAUUUUGUCAAUGUUCCCGUAUCCGUCUGGCACGCUCCAUAUGGGUCAUUUGCGUGUGUACACAAUCUCGGAUGUUCUGGCGCGCUUUUACCGAAUGCGCGGUCAUGAUGUUCUGCAUCCAAUGGGCUGGGACGCCUUUGGACUUCCGGCGGAGAAUGCGGCCAUUGAGCGAGGAAUCGAUCCGGCGGAGUGGACCAGAGACAAUAUAUCCAGGAUGAAGGAGCAGCUCCGGAGUAUCUCAACCUCCUUCAAUUGGGAUAGGGAGCUAGCAACGUGCGCCCCCGAGUUUUACGAACAUACGCAGCGGAUAUUCCUCAUGCUCUACAAGAAGGACCUUGCGUACCAGUCAGAGGCGCUUGUCAAUUAUGAUCCUGUCGACAAGACAGUGCUGGCGAACGAACAAGUGGAUGCCAAUGGGUUCUCAUGGCGCUCUGGCGCGAAGGUUGAGCAGCUGAAGCUCAAACAAUGGUUCUUCCGCAUUACCGCCUUUAAGGAGGCGCUUUUGAAUGAUCUGGACUCUCUGGCGGGCGGGUGGCCAGAUCGCGUACUCUCAAUGCAGCGCAAUUGGUUGGGGAAAUCACACGGAGCAAGGGUUAAGUUCCCUGUUGCUACCACGGAUGAAGGCACCGGGGCAAACCUGAACGUUUUCACUACACGACCAGACACGCUCUACGGGGUCGAAUACCUCGCCGUUUCUUUGAAUCACCCCAUCGUCCAAGCCUCGGCGGAGAAGGACGCAGCGUUGCGGGAGUUCCUAGACCGAGCGGCGUCGCUGCCCCCUGACUCCAAAGCAGGCUACAAGCUGACCAACGUCACUGCGUCUCAUCCGUUGCGUAUUAUCGACAAGGAAUGUCCUUAUAUCACUCGUGAAUUGCCCGUCUUCGCGGCGCCCUAUGUUCUCAGCGACUACGGUGAAGGGGCCGUGAUGGGAGUUCCGGGUCAUGAUGCCAGGGACCUGGCAUUCUUCAGGGAGAAUGUGAAUCCCGAAAGUAUCCCGAUCGUUAUCGGACCAGAGCGCUCGGUUGGAACCGAUCGUGCUCCGGACGAAAACGUCGCGCCCGCAAGCGACGCAAAGGCUUUCACCCAGGAGGGCUAUCUUACAUCGCGAUGUGGUAAAUACCAUGGCCUUUCUUCCCGCGAAGCCGGCGAACAGAUUGUCAAAGAUCUUCGAAGCGUCGCCCACGGCGACUCCGUGGAACAGUGGAGGCUGAGAGACUGGCUCAUCAGUAGACAGCGUUAUUGGGGCGCGCCAAUCCCCAUCAUCCACUGUGGUGAGUGCGGGCCUGUGCCCGUGCCGGAUGACCAGCUUCCCGUUGAAUUGCCCAAGAUAGGUGGCGACUGGCUGAAAGGAAAGAAGGGCAACCCUCUCGAAUCAUCCGAUGAGUGGAUGCACACCGAAUGCCCAAGCUGCAAGGGUCCUGCCAAGCGGGAUACCGAUACCAUGGAUACGUUCGUCGACUCGUCAUGGUAUUACCUUCGGUUCCUCGACGCGGCCAACAAGGAACAGCCGUUUUCGCCCUCAUCUGUGCGACCAGUGGACGUAUACAUUGGCGGAGUCGAGCAUGCCAUCCUGCACCUGCUCUACGCUCGCUUUAUCUACAAGUUUCUCUCUCAAUCCGAGCUGUUCCCGGAGCUGGCUCGAACGGGCAAUCUUGCCGCGCCCUCUGAACCGUUCAAGACGCUCCUCUCCCAGGGUAUGGUCCAUGGCAAGACGUAUUCCGAGCCUUCCACCGGUCGGUUUUUACUUCCCUCCGAGGUGGAUCUUUCAAGCCCGGACAAACCGGUCAUCAAGGGCACCCAGGUCUCGCCCAACGUAUCUUUCGAGAAAAUGUCGAAGAGCAAGCACAACGGCGUGGAUCCGACCUCGUGUGCCCUGAAAUAUGGCGCGGAUGCCACUCGCGCCCACGUACUCUUCUCUGCACCCGUUAGCGAGGUCCUCGAAUGGGACGAAACGAAGAUUGUGGGCAUCGAGCGUUGGUUCGGUCGAUUGUGGAAGGUCGUGCAGGAUACGCAACGCAGCAUGAUAUCGUCGAGGUAUGCCCUGAACCCAGGCAGCCUGCGGACAGACUCUGGCCAUGCCGACCCCCUUCCCCACAGUUUGCAGGGUCUCAGCGACGGUGACGCCACCGCGGUGCUUUCGACCCAUCGGACCAUUGUCUCCGUCACCAACUGCAUCGAAAACAACCCCUACGGACUCAACACCGUCAUCUCCGAUCUGACCAAGCUCACGAACUCGCUGGUGUCGUCGAGCCCCACCUCCCCCCAAAUCUCCUAUCUGUGCACCUCCUCUCUUCUGCGACUGUUGGCGCCCGUGGCCCCGGCGCUGGCGUCCGAGUGCUGGGAAAUCCUGCACGAUUCGAUGGCGCGUGCCGAGACUGCCGACCGAGCUCACGUGCCGGCGGUGUUUGACUGUGGCUGGCCAACGCCUCCGUUGAGCUCUCAACAGGCCGACGCGUUGUCAGCACGCGGCGGUCAAGUCGUGGCCGUCCAGAUCAACGGCAAGCUGCGGUUCACCGUCACCAUCCCCCGGCGAUUGUCACCCACCACGGUCGCCGAGCCCAGCGGGAAGGCUGGGGUUGCAACGGACGAACAGGACUGGAUCAUGUCCCGCGUCCUGGAAACCGACGAAGGGCGGGUUUGGCUGCGGGAGAGAAACGACUGGGAAAAACGAAGGCGGGUGAUCGUCGUCCAGGGCGGAAAAUUGGUCAACAUUGUCUUCUAGCGCCGACGCAAGUACGACCAGCUAGAUUUUGGAAUUGUAGAAAAUCGACAUGUAUCAUAGAGACCAUAGCGUGGCGACCUCGCGCAACGUCCGCCGAAUGCCUUGGAAUAAUCCAGAUCGCGAGUGGAGGGGGAGACCGUGCUCCAAAUGAUGAAUGCCAGCACCGUUCAUCCAUUCUCAUCUGACCAGCCCAUCUCCGAGGAAAACCACCCCCCACAAACAAAGGGGGAAACAAGGGCGGGGGAGGAUUUCCCCUCAUGGGCGACCGGAGCUGCGAUUGUCGGUCUCGGCGAAAGCACGGCUGAAAGUCGGACCACC